This is a messenger RNA of Pneumocystis murina B123, 2707 nucleotides long. RefSeq lists its product as hypothetical. Gene Ontology annotation, molecular function: ATP binding; ATP-dependent protein folding chaperone. Gene Ontology annotation, biological process: cellular response to hypoxia; endoplasmic reticulum unfolded protein response; negative regulation of hypoxia-induced intrinsic apoptotic signaling pathway. NCBI's taxonomy places the organism in Eukaryota, Fungi, Ascomycota, Pneumocystomycetes, Pneumocystales, Pneumocystaceae. Bases 26 to 2707 code for a protein of 893 amino acids. The record is from RefSeq and is a predicted model, not a curated record. The transcript has 10 exons. Gene Ontology annotation, cellular component: endoplasmic reticulum chaperone complex.
GGGAUUUGAGUAGAACAAAGAAGAUAUGAAAAGAUCGUUUAUUUUUGGAGUUACAAGCUUGUUAUGUUUUUUAUUUUUUUCUUUAAGUGAUUUGAUAAUGUCAGUAAACGGAGUAGUUCUUGCUAUUGAUUAUGGAAAAGAAUGGAUUAAAGGAGCAAUUGUAAAGCAUGGAAUUCCUAUAGAAAUAGUCCUUACGAGAGAUUCUAAACGAAAGGAUAUGAGUGUUAUUGCGUUUAAUGGGGAUGAACGCUUUUAUGGUACUCGUGCGGCAGAUUUGUUGCUUAGGAAUCAAUCGUCAGUUUUUCCGUCACUUAAGUCGUUAAUUGGGAAGUCAUAUGAUUCUCGAGAAGUUAGAGAAUAUUUAUCUUUACAUAAGAAUAUUGAGCUUGUUCCUAGUAGUAAAGGAUCAGGUGUAGCGUUUGUACAAGAUAAUAGAACGUUUACUGUUGAAGAAUUGACAGCGAUGAUUUUUGAAAAUUAUAAGACAAUGGCAGAGGAUAUUGCGGGUCAAAAGAUAACAGAUGUUGUUAUAACUGUUCCAUCAUUUUUUACAGAAAUCGAGCGACAUGCCAUAUUAGAUGCAGCAGAAAUAGCGGGUUUAAAUGUCCUUUCUCUUGUAAAUGAAGGAUAUGCAAUUGCGAUGAAUUAUGCUACAACUCGCAUAUUUAGUAAUGAAUCUCAAUAUCAUAUUUUUUAUGAUAUGGGUGCUGGAAGCACUACUGCUACUUAUGUUUCUUUUAAAACUCUCACUCUUCUUAAUAAUAAAACUCUUACGCUUUUGAAAGUUCUAGGUGUUGGAUAUAACAGGUACUUUGGGGGAGAUACUAUUACAUGGAAACUUUUAGAGUAUCUAUUGCAAGAUUUUGAAAUCUCAAAAAGGUCAUAUAUGAGGGAUUCCAUAAGAUCAAAUUCAAGAGCAAUUAUUAAGUUAUUUCAUGAGUCAUCUCGAAUAAAACAAAUUCUUAGUAUAAAUUCUGAAGCUCAUGUAAUGAUCGAGAAUCUCCAUGAGGGUAUUGAUUAUAAUAUUAAAGUGAGUCGAGAUAUAUUUGAAGGAUUGUUACAAGGAUUAGCUGAUGACAUAAAAAAACCGAUCAUUGAUGCUGUUUCAAUGACAUCGAAGCCUAUUAGAUUUGUAAAUUCAGUUGUAUUAGCUGGUGGUGGUGCAAGAGUUCCUUUUGUUCAGAAAGAAAUAGAGGCUUUAGUCGGACCCAAAAAAGUUGCAAGAAGUGUAAAUGCAGAUGAAGCUGCGGUAUUGGGUGCUGUUUUUCGUGGGGCCGGAUUGUCAGGACGGUUUCGUGUAAAAAAUAUUAAAUCAACAGAUAUUAAUUUGAAUUCUAUUUUUAUAAGUUAUCCUGAUGUAGAUGAUGCUUCUAAAAUUGUUACACAUUCUUUAUUUUUAAAAGGCUCGGAAUUAAAUAAGAACAAGACUGUUACUUUUUCUCUUUUAAGUGAUUUUGAUGUUGUUUUUUCGCAUGUAGUUGGUUUUAAACUUCCAGGAACAGUGUUUGCUACUCUUAAAAUAAGUGGAUUUAAUGACUCCAUUAAUUUUUUGAAAAAUCAGUAUGGUGAUGAUUAUUGCGAAAAUAUUAUUACAUCUAUUACGUUUAGACUUGAUUUUUCGGGCUUGAUUACUGUGAAACGUGCUUUUGUAGAAUGUAGAUCUAAAAUAGGGGAUACCUCAGAACUUCUCAGAGAGUCUCAUAAAGAAUAUGAACGAAAAUUAUUUGAAGAAUAUAAUCAUGUUGAAUAUUAUGAUUCUUAUGAAUCUACGGAUGAUGAUGCAGAAGAUAAUAAUAGGACAAUGCCUUUGGAUUUUGAGAUUUUAUAUACUAGUUUAAAUCCUCAAGAUAAAGCUUUUAAAGUGGCUUCUAGAAAUAUGCUACUUGAUUUAAAGGAAAUAGAUAAAAAAAGAAUUGUUCGUGAUGAAGCAAGGAACGUUCUUGAAGCCUAUGUUUAUAAUGUUCAGGAGCUUCUUGAAAUUGAUGAAUUUAUAGCUUUCAGUACUAAAGAGCAACGUGAAGAAUUGUUGAAUACUGUUAAAAGCGUAGCUGAAUGGCUUGAAAAGAAUGGAGAUGUAUCAACAUUGGAUGAAUUGACUGAACGUAAAAAUAGUAUUAAAAUUUUAGAAGUUCCUAUUUCAGAAAGAAGAGCUGAUGCUCGUGAGCGAUCUAUUAAGGUUGAUGAGUUAAGAAGACGAAUACAGGGUUUUAUGCACUUUUUAAAUGGGCUUCCUAUUGAGAAAAUGAAAGAAUCAUCAGAUACCUCUACUGAUGAUGCAAAAUUGGCCUAUGAAAAGAUUUUAAGUAAAGCUGGUUAUGGCUCAGAUACAAAAGGAAAUAUGCAUGAUGUUGUAGAACCUGGCUUUAGAGUUGAAGAUGUUGAAACUUAUAGAAAAAAUGUUAUGAAAAUUGAAGAAUGGCUUAAUGAAAGUGUAACAGCCCAAGAUAUCUUAAAACCUUGGGAAAAUCCUGUUCUUAAAGUUAAAGAUAUAAUGCUAAAAAUAUGGGAAUUGGAACAAACUAAAGAAAAUAUUCGUGUUAUGGAACAGGUCUAUUUAAGAUCUCGGAAAUAUUUUAAAAAAAAUUAUACGAAUGCAAAACCAUCUGUUAAUGAAUCUGACCCUUCUGUUUCCACACAGCAAAAUGUUACAUUGGAGUUACCCAUAAACACUACUCUUGCAGAGUCUGUUAUACAUACUGAUCUUUGA